AUGAACCAGCAACUAGACAACGGCGCGCUCCUAGCGCUUAUGCAACAGAUGCAACAGCAACUUGCCGACCAGCAAAGCCAGCUUCUUUCCCUCGCGUCACGCCAGAGUCAGCAGCCUGAUCAGACCCGUUUCCGCCUCCCUGAUCCGCCCCGAUUCGACGGCAAACCGUUCUCACUUCGCACAUGGCUCCCAUCAAUACAAGCAAAGCUUACCGCGGACGGCCUUACUGGCCAGCAAGCAUUCGAUUAUGUCUAUAACCGGCUCGAGACACCUCAGCAAGCAUCAGUGUUACACCUUAAAGAAACCAACGACCCAAACCAAAUUUUCCAAUACUUCCAACGAAUUUGUCACAACCCACGCGAAAGCAGGAGAGUAUCCUCCAAUUCGCCAACGUUCGCCAAAAAGACGAUGAAACGAUACGCUUUUGAGCUAUCCUACGAGGAAUAUCUAGAGAUUCUACAGCGAUACGACCGUCGCCAGCCGCGACCCUUUCAACGCCAAUCUUCACCUCAACAACGUCAGCGCCAACUAGCCCCAGAACCAAUGGAUCUAUCAGUGAAUCGCACCAAAAUUGGCCGCGAGGCUCGCCAGAGACAACGUCAACAGGAGGGCCUCUGCCGGUACUGUGGUAGCCCUGAUCACUAUAUUAACCAAUGCAACGACCCCACGUGGAACCCGCAGUAUCGUUAUCGCCGGUCAUCGCUCACAUCGUCAUCGACAUCGUCCCUUUCUGACGCCGAAUCGCCCCCGAAAAGGCGGAUCAAGGCCACCCCAGCCCGCAUUAACACCCCAACCGACAACCACGUAGACCUCGAUUAUCCGCUCGUCGUCCAUAGCGACGGCCGCAUUACUAGGAGAGGAGGGGGGUAA
Messenger RNA from Aspergillus tanneri, 870 nucleotides. RefSeq lists its product as uncharacterized. Lineage: Eukaryota; Fungi; Ascomycota; Eurotiomycetes; Eurotiales; Aspergillaceae. The coding region runs from base 1 to 870 and encodes 289 amino acids. Gene Ontology annotation, molecular function: nucleic acid binding; zinc ion binding. The record is from RefSeq and is a predicted model, not a curated record. The transcript is spliced from 2 exons.